AUGUUACAAGAAAAUUGCGAGAACAAAAUACCUGGAGAGACAUGUCGAGUGGAAUGCAUUAACGGCUUGCAGAUAAAUGGAACAAAUUACAUAACCUGUCAAAACAAUACUAAGUGGUCGACUGCACCCGUUUGCUUUGAAAUGAAGUGUCCCGAACCAAGACUUUCACCGAGAGUCUAUAAACUUGAACCUAGCUGUUCUUCCAAAUCCAUCGGGGACUCAUGCAAUGUGAGUUGUGCGAGAGGUGGCAAAAUACUCGGAUCUCCCACGAUUAUGUGUUUGAAUGAUACCACAUGGAGCCGAUUUCCUACGUGUGCCUGUCCGAAACCACUUUUAGAUUCAGGUCUGGAGAACACGAAUAACUGCAAUUCCUUACGACCGGGUCGCAGGUGCAGACUAAAGUGUAAAGGAAAUAUGACACUGAUUGGGAAUACUUCUAUUAUUUGUCGCGGUAAUACCUCUUGGAGCUCUCAACCAAAAUGUAAGAGCAAUUUGAUCAAAUGUCCGAAGCCUUUGGAGAGAUACUUGAGCAUCGUCGAACUGCUUGAAGAUUGCUCCUCAAAAGGUGUCGGCGAGACGUGUCGCUUCAAGUGCAAGCAGGGAGGAAGUGUCUUGGGAUCUGAUACUCUACAGUGCUUUCCAAAUGGUUCUUGGACUGCGUUCACGGGAUGUACAUGUCGAGACAUUCCUUUUACAAGAGGAUUACUACCUGAUGUGGAGAAAAAUAGAAGAAAUCCCCAGUGCAGAGCAAUGAAAGAGAACGACAGAUGUUAUGUCAAAUGCGAGACAGGUUUAACGUUAUACGGAUUGAAUAUUUUUAUUUGUCUACCCGAUACAACCCUUUCUCCACCCACUUCUCAUAGACGAUAUCCGACUUGUCACGGUAGGGGUUGCUGGGCGCCUAGUAUGGAAUAUCUCCCACCAGGAGGUGCUAUUAAAUAUGAGAUAUAUGAAACAGUAGCAAACUGCUCAGUAGUGAAAACCUACGAUACCUGUCCUGUCAAAUGUAAAUACGGAGGUAAAAUGUCGGACGAUGGGUCAUACAUACGAAACAUUACAUGUUUUCCGAAUGGGACAUAUACAGCCCUUCCUGUUUGUACAUGCAAACCUUUGAUUUUGCUUGAGGGUAUGCGGUUAAAUAAAUCGGCAAAUCUUGAUUGUGAUAGCAAGAAACCUAGAGAAAAUUGCUUCGUGGAAUGCAUAGAAGGUUACACAGCAGCAUUCACUGACAAGUUUGAAUGUAUGGACACGACUAAAUGGCGUGGAUCGGGAUCCUGCCGUUACACCGGAAGCGAAAUACAUAUUUGCAAAAAGCUAGAUCUCGGCAGCGAACAUGUUAUCGAAGGACCCUGCGUGCCGAAACUGGUUGGAGAAUCAUGUACUCUGAAAUGCAUAUCUGGUGGCCCAUAUGUAGAUGGAGCCAUAUAUCACAGCGUAAUGUGCAUGGGCAUAAGAUUUUGGCGAGAGGCUCCGCACUGUACCUGCCCUUUACCUGUUUUAUCUGAUGGAUUGGAAUUGGAUGUGGAACGCAAUACAGAUUGCUUGGGACGCAAACCGUUGGAAUUGUGUUAUGUGCGUUGUCGACCGGGUUUCAAAUUAAGAAGACCUGAGAAAAAUUUCAUCGAGUGCAUGCAUGAGGCCGAAUGGAGUACUGAUCCAUACGGAAUUUCGAGGGCUCAGUGUGAUUACGUGGGAUCUUCAAUAGGCUAUUGCGCACAGCCGACGCUUUCUGGAGCUCAAGAAUUAGCGAGUGAAUGUCUCUUGGGAUUCAAGGAUGAUUCAUGUGCAGUGAAAUGCAAAGCAGGCGCAACAUUUCAGGGCAAUAUAGUUUUUGGAUACACUAUAUGCUUGGGCAGAAACAUGUGGAGUAAAUUGCCUGCGUGUCACUGUCCUCCGGCAGAAAGUGUUGGUCUCUUCAAAGGCGGUUUAGAGCUUGAUAUUACGAAAAAUAAACACUGCAACGAUGUGGUUCCGAAUAAGUACUGUUAUGUAAAGUGCAAGAGGGAUUUCGCUUUGAGAGCUGGAGGAAGGGAGUAUAUAGCUUGUGAAACCAAACGAAAUAGAAAUGUCUGGAACACUCCUCCCAUGUGCGAAUACAGAGGUGCCUUAGCCUCAUACUGCUUGCAACCUGUUUUGCCUCAAGCAUUGGAUUUCGACUCGGACUGUGCGCUGAUGAAGCCCGAAGAGUCAUGCCGUUUGAAAUGCAAAGGAGGUGGAAGGUUUCUUUCCGGAAAACAUUACAUUUCUAUUAAAUGCAAAGGUAAUAAUACGUGGGAAGAGUUGAUUGAUUUUAAAGACUGUGCCUGUCCGUCACCUCUCUUGACAGGUAGCGUAACUCUUAGAAAAGAUAUGAACAGCCAUUGUGACGGAGUAAGCCCUGGAGGGAAAUGUUGGUUGUCAUGCCUGCCUGGUGUUACUUUAAGAGGCCAUAAUUACACCGCGUGUACUUUUGAUGACACUGUAGAGAAAGAUUAUGCUCUCUUCAAGUGGUCGCCUCUUCCUUACUGUGAUUACACUGGCCCGUUAGAGCAAUACUGCGCAAACCCUACUAUACCUACUGUGCUGGAAUUUGAGGGAGAAUGCAGUUUGAAAGGCGUGUCAGAGGCUUGUACUUUAAAAUGUAGACGUGGUGGAAGGUUUUUGAAAGAUGGCAAGCAGUUCAACUACAUUCAUUGUAUCAAGCAUGGCAAAUGGAACGAUCUCGUUGAUUUUAUUGGAUGCUCGUGCCCGCCACCAAAGUUAAACAAUCUACUAGCUAUUGACACUGACAUAAAUGCAGACUGCGACUUUGUCGCACCAGGGCAGUAUUGCUACUUGAAAUGUCCAGGAGAUCAUCAUGUGCGAGGCUAUAACUACAUCAAAUGUCUCUCGGAUAACACUUGGAGCUAUCAGCCCUCCUGCGCGAAGGGAGUGAAGACGUGUGUGAAUCCACCAGCUCUUCUACUCGGCCAAGCACUUCUGCCGGAGAGUGCCUGUUCCAACAAGAGACAGUACGAGACGUGCACGAUCGCCUGCUAUUCGAUCGCUGGAUGGUCCUACGUCACGCUCACCUGUUUCGGAGACGACGCGUGGUCUAAACCACCGAAAUGUCAGUGCCAGCCCCCCUCGCUCUCUUCUGCGGCGGUCGAUGAAACGCGGAAUCCAAAUGUUGACUGCAGGGAAAUGGCUCCUGGGAAUGAAUGCUGGCUGAAGUGUCCUCCAGGUCAGGCGUUCGAAGCCAACGACUACAUCGCUUGCCGAGCAGAUGAAGACGUCGGGUGGGAUCCAGAAUCUAGAUGCGUGCCCCUUUGCCCGCCCUUUCCUUUUCACCUCACGCAGGGCCUGGCACUGAACGAGCCUAACUGCGACCGCGUGCUCGAAGGACGAUCCUGUCGCCUGAGAUGUGAGCCGGGAUACGUGCUGGAUGGGAGAGCGUGGGCACUUUGCAGGAACGGAGAGUGGGUUGGAAUACCUUCUUGCGCUUGGGGAGGAUAA
Molecule: messenger RNA, 3474 nt
Organism: Uloborus diversus
Lineage: Eukaryota; Metazoa; Arthropoda; Arachnida; Araneae; Uloboridae
Product: sushi, von Willebrand factor type A, EGF and pentraxin domain-containing protein 1-like
Exons: 1
Coding region: 1-3474 (1157 amino acids)
Source: RefSeq, a predicted model, not a curated record